Messenger RNA from Cinclus cinclus, 2373 nucleotides. Its product is annotated as cadherin-9. Gene Ontology annotation, biological process: multicellular organism development; cell morphogenesis; calcium-dependent cell-cell adhesion. The transcript is spliced from 11 exons. NCBI's taxonomy places the organism in Eukaryota, Metazoa, Chordata, Aves, Passeriformes, Cinclidae. Gene Ontology annotation, cellular component: plasma membrane; catenin complex; adherens junction. The record is from RefSeq and is a predicted model, not a curated record. Bases 1 to 2373 code for a protein of 790 amino acids. Gene Ontology annotation, molecular function: calcium ion binding; cadherin binding.
AUGAUGAGGACUCACUCCUUUCUGACAGUUUUGCUUUGGAGCUCUGUGUUUUAUGUGGUUCAUAUGACACCAUCCCAAAAAAGGACUAACAAGCACUCACACAGUGAAAGGAUAACAGGAUUGUCAGACAAUGAUGGAAAAACACUGCACCGCACCAAACGUGGUUGGAUGUGGAAUCAAUUUUUCUUGCUGGAGGAGUAUACAGGUCCAGAUACUCAAUACGUGGGCAAGCUACACACUGACCAAGAUAAAGGAGAUGGAAAUUUAAAAUACAUAUUAACGGGAGAUGGGGCUGGCAGUCUGUUCAUUAUAGAUGAAAAUACAGGAGAUAUUCAUGCUGCAAAGAAAUUGGACAGAGAAGAAAAAUCCCUGUAUUUGCUACGUGCCAAGGCUAUAGACAGAAAAACUGGAAGACAAGUGGAGCCAGAGUCUGAAUUUAUCAUUAAAAUCCACGAUAUCAAUGACAAUGAACCAAAAUUCACCAAGGACAUGUACACCGCCAGUAUUCCGGAGAUGUCUGGAGUUGGUACAUCUGUUAUUCAGGUGACAGCCACAGAUGCUGAUGAUGCCAACUAUGGGAACAGUGCCAAAGUGGUGUACAGCAUCCUCCAGGGACAGCCUUAUUUCUCAGUGGAUCCAGAAACAGGCAUAAUCAAGACUGCUUUACCAGACAUGAGCAGAGAAAACAGGGAGCAAUACCAAGUGGUCAUCCAGGCUAAAGACAUGGGAGGCCAGAUGGGAGGACUAUCAGGGACCACCACUGUGAACAUCACACUGACUGAUGUCAACGACAAUCCACCUCGCUUCCCCCAGAGCUCCUACCAGUUCAGCUCUCCUGAAUCUGCACCACCUGGGACUCCUCUUGGCAGAAUUAAAGCCAAUGACCCCGAUGUGGGAGAAAAUGCAGAGAUUGAAUAUAGCAUCUCCAAUGGGGAUGGAUCAGACAUGUUUGAUAUCAUCACUGACAAGGACACACAGGAAGGGAUUAUAACUGUCAAAAAGCAUCUGGAUUUUGAAAACAAGGUGUUAUAUACUCUAAGAGUAGAAGCAACCAACACUCAUCCUGAUCCUCGUUUUCUUCAGCUGGGGCCAUUCAAAGACACGGCUUUAGUCAAAAUUUCUGUUGAAGACAUUGAUGAACCUCCAGUGUUCAGCAGACCCUGGUAUUUAAUAGAGGUAGAUGAAGAUGCCAAGGAAGGAAGCAUUAUUGGGCAGGUUGUAGCCCAAGACCCAGAUAUAGCAAAGAAUGCAAUAAAAUACUCUGUAGAUCGACACACUGACCUUGACAGAAUAUUCAACAUCUAUUCAGGAAAUGGAUCCUUAUUCCUCUCAAAGCCACUUGACCGAGAAGAAACUCCCUGGCACAACAUCACUGUCAUAGCAACUGAAAUCAAUAAUCCUAGACAAAGUAGUCAGAUACCUGUUUUCAUACGGAUUUUAGACAUAAAUGAUCAUGCACCAGAGUUUGCCAACUACUAUGAAACAUUUGUCUGUGAAAAUGCAAAAGCAGGACAGCUCAUACAGACUGUGAGUGCAAUUGAUAAAGAUCAGCCUCCUCGAGGACACAAAUUUUUCUUUGAGUUGGUGCCAGAAUUUGCUGCUCAUCCAAACUUCUCUGUUGUAGACAACAAAGAUAACACAGCAGGAAUUAUGACUAGAAGAAAUGGGUACAGCCGUAGCAAGACGAGUACCUAUCUUCUGCCCAUCAUAAUAUUUGACAACGACUACCCGAUCCAGAGCAGCACGGGCACGCUGACCAUCCGGGUGUGUGCCUGUGACAGCCGGGGGAACAUGCAGUCCUGCAGUGCCGAGGCCUUGCUCCUCCCUGCCGGCCUCAGCACCGGGGCACUGGUGGCCAUUCUCCUCUGCAUCAUUAUCCUGCUAGUAUUAGUUGUCUUGUUUACAGCUCUCAAGAGACAAAGGAAGAAAGAACCCUUGAUCAUCUCAAAGGAUGAUGUUCGGGACAAUAUUGUGACUUACAAUGAUGAAGGAGGUGGGGAAGAAGACACUCAAGCUUUUGACAUUGGCACUCUGAGAAAUCCAGAAGCAAGGGAGGAAAGUAAGAUGAGAAGAGAUGUUAUCCCAGAAACAAUAUUUCAGAUAAGGCGGACUGCACCUCUUUGGGAAAACAUUGAUGUCCAAGAUUUUAUUCAUAGGAGGUUAAAGGAAAAUGAUUUAGACCCAGCUGCCCCUCCUUAUGAUUCAUUAGCAACAUAUGCCUACGAAGGAAAUGAUUCCAUAGCAAAUUCACUCAGCUCCCUGGAAUCACUUACCACAGAAGGCAACCAAGACUAUGAUUAUCUCAGUGACUGGGGACCUCGGUUUAAAAAACUCGCAGAUAUGUAUGGUGGAGAGGACAGUGAUCGAGACUAA